Molecule: messenger RNA, 5797 nt
Organism: Prionailurus viverrinus (fishing cat)
Lineage: Eukaryota; Metazoa; Chordata; Mammalia; Carnivora; Felidae
Gene: DYRK1A
Product: dual specificity tyrosine phosphorylation regulated kinase 1A
Exons: 12
Coding region: 788-3079 (763 amino acids)
Biological process (GO): positive regulation of DNA-templated transcription; peptidyl-serine phosphorylation; protein autophosphorylation
Cellular component (GO): nucleus
Molecular function (GO): transcription coactivator activity; protein serine/threonine/tyrosine kinase activity; ATP binding
Source: RefSeq, a predicted model, not a curated record
CUCUGGGAGCGGACACCUCGAGCGGGGGGUGCGGGCGCCGCCGCCGCCGCCGCCGCUUCUGCUGCUGCUGUUCCUGCUGCUGCUGUUGGUGCCGCUGCCGCCGCCGGCGAGCGGGCGGGACCGGUGUGAGUGUGAGAGUGUGUGUGAGUGAGCGUGUGCGAGGGCGAGUGUGCGUGCGUGUGUGUGUGUGUGAGUGUGUGUGUGUGUCUGUCUGUCUGUGCGGGGACUCGGGGGCGGGCGGUUCGGGCUCUCCUGGCGGAGGAGCCGCCGCCGCCGCCGCCGCCGCCGCCGCUCGGGCCCCGGCGCUUCUCGCUGCGCAGGUUUGGAGCGCGCGCCAUUUUGUGAGAUUUACAAAAUCCUCCUCGGGAAGAAGCCGCCGGGAUCGGCCGCGACUCGGCGCCCGGCCUCGCCGCCGCCGCCCUCCGCGCCGCGCCGGGCCGCGCGGCCCCGCCGCCGGGAGUCGGGGUCCGGGGACUGCGGUAUUUGCCGGGGAGGGGGCUGUCGCCUCCCCGGCCCCGGGCGCCGCUGGAACCGCGGAGCCGGAGAGAGACUGAGAAGGCUGCGGCUCGGCCGCGGAGCCGGGAGCGCCGGGGGCGGAGAGAAGCGGCCGGGGCGGCGCUGGCUGCGGAGGCCGCGGCGGGAGCGCAGCGGCGGGAGCCCGAGGCUGAGACUCACCGGAGGGAGCGGCGCGAGCGCCCCGCCAUCGUCCCGUGUUAUAGUUUUGCUGCUGGACUCUUCCCUCCCUCCCCCCACCCCAUCAGGAUGAUAUGAGACUUGAAAGAAGACGAUGCAUACAGGAGGAGAGACUUCAGCAUGCAAACCUUCAUCUGUUCGGCUCGCACCGUCAUUUUCAUUCCAUGCUGCUGGCCUUCAGAUGGCUGGACAGAUGCCCCAUUCACAUCAGUACAGUGACCGUCGCCAGCCAAACAUAAGUGACCAACAGGUUUCUGCCUUAUCUUAUUCUGACCAGAUUCAGCAACCUCUCACUAACCAGGUGAUGCCUGAUAUUGUCAUGUUACAGAGGCGGAUGCCCCAAACCUUCCGUGAUCCAGCAACUGCUCCCCUGAGAAAACUUUCUGUUGACUUGAUCAAAACAUAUAAGCAUAUUAAUGAGGUUUACUAUGCAAAAAAGAAGCGAAGACACCAACAGGGCCAGGGAGACGAUUCUAGUCAUAAGAAGGAGCGGAAGGUUUACAAUGAUGGUUAUGAUGAUGAUAACUAUGAUUAUAUUGUAAAAAACGGAGAGAAGUGGAUGGAUCGUUACGAAAUUGACUCCUUGAUAGGCAAAGGUUCCUUUGGACAGGUUGUAAAAGCAUAUGAUCGUGUGGAGCAAGAAUGGGUUGCCAUUAAAAUAAUAAAGAACAAGAAGGCUUUUCUGAAUCAAGCCCAGAUAGAAGUGCGACUUCUUGAGCUCAUGAACAAACAUGACACUGAAAUGAAAUACUACAUAGUGCAUUUGAAGCGCCACUUUAUGUUUCGAAACCAUCUCUGUUUAGUUUUUGAAAUGCUGUCCUACAACCUCUAUGACUUGCUGAGGAACACCAAUUUUCGAGGUGUCUCUUUGAACCUAACACGAAAGUUUGCACAACAGAUGUGCACUGCGCUGCUUUUCCUCGCGACCCCAGAACUUAGUAUCAUUCACUGUGACCUAAAACCUGAGAAUAUCCUUCUUUGUAACCCCAAACGCAGUGCAAUCAAGAUCGUUGACUUUGGCAGUUCCUGUCAGUUGGGGCAGAGGAUAUACCAGUAUAUUCAGAGUCGCUUUUAUCGGUCUCCAGAGGUGCUACUGGGAAUGCCUUAUGACCUUGCUAUCGACAUGUGGUCCCUUGGGUGUAUUUUGGUUGAAAUGCACACUGGAGAACCUCUGUUCAGUGGAGCCAAUGAGGUAGAUCAGAUGAAUAAAAUAGUGGAAGUUCUGAGUAUUCCACCUGCUCACAUUCUUGACCAAGCACCAAAAGCAAGAAAGUUCUUUGAGAAGUUGCCAGAUGGCACUUGGAACUUAAAGAAGACCAAAGAUGGAAAACGGGAGUAUAAACCACCAGGAACCCGUAAACUUCAUAAUAUUCUCGGAGUAGAAACAGGAGGACCUGGUGGGCGUCGUGCUGGGGAAUCGGGUCAUACCGUGGCUGACUACUUGAAGUUCAAAGACCUCAUUUUAAGGAUGCUUGAUUAUGACCCCAAAACUCGAAUUCAACCAUACUAUGCCCUGCAGCACAGUUUUUUCAAGAAGACAGCUGACGAAGGUACAAACACAAGUAACAGCGUGUCCACGAGUCCCGCGAUGGAGCAGUCACAGUCCUCCGGAACCACCUCCAGCACGUCCUCCAGCUCAGGUGGAUCGUCGGGGACGAGCAACAGUGGGAGAGCCAGGUCAGACCCGACGCACCAGCACCGGCACAGCGGCGGGCACUUCACAGCUGCCGUCCAGGCCAUGGACUGUGAGACUCACAGUCCCCAGGUGCGUCAACAAUUUCCUGCUCCCCUUGGUUGGUCAGGCACUGAAGCUCCUACACAGGUUACUGUUGAAACUCAUCCCGUUCAAGAAACAACCUUUCAUGUAGCCCCUCAACAGAAUGCAUUGCAUCAUCACCAUGGAAAUAGUUCCCAUCACCAUCACCACCACCACCACCACCACCACCACCACGGACAACAAGCCUUGGGUAACCGGACCAGGCCAAGGGUCUACAAUUCUCCAACGAAUAGCUCCUCUACCCAGGAUUCUAUGGAGGUUGGCCAUAGUCACCACUCCAUGACAUCCCUGUCUUCCUCAACUACUUCUUCCUCUACGUCCUCCUCCUCUACCGGUAAUCAAGGCAACCAGGCCUACCAGAAUCGCCCGGUGGCUGCUAACACCUUGGACUUUGGACAGAAUGGAGCUAUGGACGUUAAUUUGACCGUCUACUCCAAUCCCCGCCAAGAGACUGGCCUAGCUGGACAUUCAGCGUACCAAUUUUCUGCUAAUACAGGUUCUACACAUUACAUGACUGAGGGACAUCUGACGAUGAGGCAAGGAGCUGACAGAGAAGAGUCCCCCAUGACAGGAGUUUGUGUGCAACAGAGUUCUGUAGCUAGCUCGUGACUAAAUUGAAACUUGAGUUUGUUUCUUGUGUGUUUUUAUAGAAGUGGUGUUUUUUUCCAAAAAACAAAGUGCAAAGCUGCUUGCAUCAGAAGGAGAUUAACACACUGAACCGCUACAAGAGGGCAAAGCUGACUUUUUUUUCUUUUUCUUUUUUUUUUUUUUAACUUGAAAAGAUUGCAAAGGGACAAUGAAGUUUUUCAAAGAGCCAUGUCCACAAACCCGUCGUCACGGAGAGCGCAGAGGUGUCCUCUUUUCGCCUCCCCCAUUUUAACUUGCCACACCCCAGCCGUAGUGGGUUUUUUUGUCUUUUCUGUUCCACAGAAGUUAAUGUUCAGAUGUUGGUCUUGGUCAUUUGCCAACUAAUUUUAAAAUAAAAAGGCACUGCACAUAAUUUGCAUAAAGGGCCCCACGAGGGUGUUUUUUUUCCUUUUUGUUUUUUCCUUUUUCCUCCCUUUACCCCCCUCCCCCCCCCCUCGUUUGUUUUGUUUUGGGUGGGGGGUGGGAUAUUUGGGUUUUUAAGUCCUCUAAACACACUUGGGCACGGAAACGCAGUACUGUAAGGAAGAGGGACCUCCAGCUGACACAAACAUCACCUUCAGCUGUAUGGAAGGGACGGUUGUUUUGGAGUUUGUUUGUAAGGCACAGUGAGCAUGCUAAGUGGCGGGGAUCAGAACUCUCCUGUCUGAACCUACUGAGGAGCAAAGCAGCAAUUACAUGGGAUCCCGUGGGUCUCCUGUUGGAGAGGCCACGGUAGAUAGUAAUGGAACGUGACUGGUCUCCUAACCGAGGUGCACUGAGAAGCAAUCAACGGGUCAGUCGUGGCCAGUCCUGGGGAGGUCUGAGUGGUGGUCUUUGGGAUAACCUUUGGCCUUAUGGAUUUGGACUCGAAAUUAGAAGAGCCUACCAUUUCAGAUGCAAUCACUUUUGGACAUGCUUUUGCAGACAGUCCUUAAUGCUGAAAACACAGAGAAUGGGUAAUUCAAGAGGCCUUUCUUUUAAAAUAGACUUUUGUGACCCACUAAUUGUAAGGUAUUGCAAGGUCACUUUGCGUGUGUCAUAAAGUUGACUUCCUUAUUGGUUGAAGGUCACAGAAGUAGUGGUUUGCUUUGAUGGAAAUAGCUACAGCUGUGUCCCUUCCUGCUUUUUACUUUUUUUGUUUUUUUUUUUUUGUUUUUGUUUUUUUUUUGUUUCGUUUUUGCUUUUUUUCUCGGCACGUGGUAUCUCCACCAUUUCUUCUGCACAAAGAUGUCUUCUGUUCAUCCUGAACAUUUUUAAAAAAUGCAGAAUUUUAUGUGACUGCUUUUUUGCCUCACAAUUAUGCUGUGAAUUUUACAAAAAUUUAUUUUCUUUUUUGAUAAUUUAUUGUACCAAAGCUGUUUUUAUAGCACAUAGAUGUCUGUAACCAAUAAUGUAGCAGUCCUGCACUUUGACACAAGGUGUAACUAGACCAUUUUUAAAUGUCAGUUGAAAAUUAUGGCUGUACUAUUGCUUAAACAAAACUGGAACUGUUGUUGAAUCCAUAGCCAAUACACCUACAGCAAUCUGUGUUCUGAACAUAAUCGAUUGACAUCUAAUUCAAGAUGACAGCAUCUGUUACAUUCUAAAUGUGUUCAGGCUUCUGAAGGUAAAGGGACACUGGAUCCAGAAGCUAUGGAACCAGCAGUCGAUUCUUGUAUUCCUGAUUAACCUACUUGUAAACUUGAAAGCAAGACCUUGAUUGCACCAACAGGUCCAAAAUAUGAGCACGAGUAAAGCAAAACUCUCAUGCGUGACCUGAAGUGAACAGGCUGGUGUUUAACAGGUGCCUAGUUUUGAGAUUAUGCUGCCUUAAUGUAACACAGUCUGGCAGUUGCUAAAUUUGUGUUCCCAUUUUAAAUUGACCAAUUUUAGGGUGUUAUACUUUUGAGCGGUUGAAUUGGGAGAAUGAAGAUAAGUAAUUUAUCUGUCCAGGAUCAAAAGAAGCCUAGGAAAGAAGCAGUAAUCUACCUCUGCCGAUAACCCUGUUCAAAACAACUCAGCAGAACACCACAUUACUUUUUAUUGGUCAAUUCCAUGUGGCUGACUAGGUCAAUUUUUUCUGAACAAAAAGCAGGUUUUUAUAUGUAAACAGUGACAAAAAGAAAGGCUUAAAACUAUGUGAAUGUGAAUGGAAACUUGGAAAUACCGUUUUUAUAAUCCACAAAAUUUUUUUGUUGUUAAUCAGGAAAUCCAUAUUUAUUUUGUAAUUAAAUGUCAAGCCUGUGGAUGAUUUUUGAACUUGGUAGUUCAUAAAAGUUUACAGUGAAUAAAAGGAUAUCAUCUUGAGUAUAGCAAUAUCAAAAGGAAUCAGUAGUUACUGCUGUUUAGGACUAUAAGGGGAAGAUAUUAUAUGGGUCAGGUCAUUUUUUUCUGUGCUGGUUGCCACAUCUUAGCAAGCACCAAAAACGAAAGCAGUUUUUAAACCGCUAUUUACAUAAAGGAAAUCAUAAAAUCCAAUGCUUCUGCAUACUGUGUUAUGUUACAGUCCAGUUUUGUGUGCUUUACUACACGGUUUGGUUACAGGACUUCUGUGCAUUGUAAAACAUAAACAGCAUGGAAAAGGUUAAAUACCUGUGUGCAGAUUGUAAGAUCUGGUCCGGACUUGCUGUGUAUAUUGUAACGUUAAAUGAAAAAGAACCCCCCUUUGUAUCAUAGUCAUGCGGUCUUAUGUAUGAUAAACAGUUGAAUAAUUUGUCCUCA